AGUUUUGUAUCGCCCGCAUGAGAUCACCUCUUUCGAACUCAAUUUAUGAUAUGUUUUACUUUGUCUUGGAGGCUUGCGAAUCGGUGUCAUUCAGCAUUUAAUAAAGAAGGAAGGAGGUACGCCCAUGUCCACGUCUGCAGGUCGUUCUCCGUCUGCCGAUAGCAGAGCAAUCGGGGGCUCACGGCCAAGCCCCCCGUGGCUUGGCUAUAUCACACCUGACGUAUCGGUAUUGCCGUUGUCGCAGCUUUAUUUCGAUGACUCUUGCGAUUUGCUGCUUUCGCCCUCCGAGUUGGUAGACGAGAUCGACUCGUAUUAUUGCCCCCAUUGUCUGCAGAAUCUACCGACUCGCGAAGCCACAGCCUAUUCCGCACGCUGUCCGCGGUGUUUUGAAUGCGGACGUUGCGGAGCCACGCUGACUUUUACACAGAAGACGAGAGACGGACGAGGAGGACAAGAAAGAUCGUCAAGAACGAGUGCUGAAGCGUCUUCUUCGUCUGGCGCAUUGAAUAUCUUCUACACGCUUUCGUGUCCGGGAUGUCGCUGGCAGGGAGGCGAAAUGCUGCAGAGCGCAAGACCGGAGGAGCUGGCGCAGCGCGUGCUAGCUCGAGAAAGCGCAAGUACAGGGCUAGCGGAGUUUCAGCGACUCUGUGGGGUAUUUCAGAAGCGUGCGAAAUUAUGGUGCUUGAGGUUGAGUUUUGUUGCACAUUGAUUGCAGGUUUCAUCUUUAUGCUCUGAACUGUGCGUCUUGUUCGUGUUGCUGAACUUUUACUUUAGGGCGGUUGUACAGAAGGUGUUAGAGCAAGACUGUUCGUUUCUGGCAUAGCAAGGUGAGCGUUUGUUGCAGGACGAGGCACUUUUGUCUAAUGCGCGAAAGCAAAAGAAUACGUGACCUGGAGCGACGACUGGAGCGGCAUUCCUUGACAGCGCAAGCAGCGAUCUUAGGUGACGGUUCGUCUUUCGGAAAUCAAAAGAGGCUGGGCUUUGAUGUCGACGACGAGCGCAGAUCGCCGGUGUGGAGCGCUGCUGAUCUGGAGAAGCGUCUUGCGAAAGAAAAGACGAAAAGAAAAGAUCCGCGUAGCAACUUGCUCCGGCCGUAUGAGGUUUUGCGACUCGGUGGGACUGAAACCGUGCAGGACUUCGUCGCCGGGCUCGACGAGAGAAGCGCAAUGCGGCAUCCUCGUGACGGCUAUCUCGUCUAUAGUCGUGCAGCAGCGCCCGAAGUAGCUGGGGAGUUGGUGCCAGCAGCACUAUGGGCGGAAAAAGGCGUCUGCGUUACGCUAGACGGUCGUCAAUUAGGAGUCAAGGAGUCUGCGGAUGCGUCCCAGAAAGCGAACGCAACUGGUGGCUCUACAACAGAAACUACGCUGAGAGCGGAUUCUGACGGCUUUCGAUUACCGGAAUAUGACGGAUUUAUGCUGCGUGCAGCUGCGCAUGCGGAUGUAAUGCGAAGUAACUGCAAAUUGUUCGUCGAUCAAACGCCUGUUGAGCUAGUGACAGACCUCGCGCAGUUGCAAUCUCUAACCUCUCAGCCCUUUUCUCAACCAUCUUCUGGGGUCUCGUUAAUGCAGGCAGUGGAACAGUUGGUCGCAUCGGGCACUGAUUUCCAUCGAGGUCCCGCUCGCCGUUUCGAGGAUGACACUUAUGGCCAACUAAACUACCUCAUGAAUAUCCUGUUUGGUCCUCUAGUGCUACUCACGUUCCUGUCGGGUUAUGCUUACUAAGAGCUUCCUAACAAGCCUAAACCUCAGCGCAAACCUUAACUUAGUCUACUAUCCGGGCCUUAUUCAGGGGUUGACGCUUUUUUGUUCAGAAGGCAUUUCUGAGGAUCAGUGCUCGUCAUAUCUCUUCUAAGAUGGUCUUUUCCCGCUCCGCAAACCGUUGCUGACGAAGAGGUCUAGACGCAGUCGCUACACGAAUCGCAUCGUGGUGAAGCCUCAGGUAAACCCUUGCAGCGUGCCGCCUUUUCAGAAGGAAAACAUUGCUGGGCGAUUUUUGCCGCAUUUAGCAGUCUCUGCCAAACGGACAAAAACGCGCUCAGAUCUGCACGCGGAGCUGCUGGCGUCUGGCGAAUCCGAAGUUUUCUUAGUUUUCGCUAAUCCUCUCGAUGUAGCGAUGCAGAUUACAGUGGCUGAGUUUCUUCCAGAAGAUUCGAGCAGCAUUGCAGAGAGAAAAGCAGCAGAACUACAGGAUGCCGAAAAUGCAGGGCAACAUGGCUGGAUUUCUCCUGCACUUUUUGGUAUUAGCCGUACAGAAAUGCAGCCAGCAUCUGCGGUGAACAGCCGUGUCAUAGAAUUUUACACCGAAGCAGUUGCGGAGCGGGAUGCGCGAGCCUUUGGCCCGGGAGCUAGAGAAGAUGUUGCAACGGACGCCAGCUUUGCACCUCCGGAGCGUUCAUCAUCUAGAAGGACGUCCUUAACGGCAACAGGAUCAGAAUUGACUAAUAGAAGUAGCGCGUUGGCAGGGGCUAGUGCGUUGGCACCAGCAAAUGUGAACAAGAGACUUUUUCAAGAGGGAUAUCAGCGGGAGGAACUGCCAUGGCCAACAAAUCGCGUUUUGACCGAUAAAGGUGAACUUAGCUUCUCGCUUGUCCCAGCACCUGGGGACUACAUGGAGGAGGACUACGAGGUACUCGAUGUCUAUAGUAUAAUUGGCCAACAGUUAUCGAGGACGAUUGAGUUACUCACGUCAUCUCUAUGAGCAAUGUGUGGGGAUGUCUCAAAUUUAAUUCUUUCUCGGGAGUGCGGGCGUGCUAUCGCAUUGUCGCAAGAGCUGCCGCACCUUAGCGCCAUAUGAUCAAAUGUCUGCCCGCAUCCUGAAAGACUUGGCGGGAAGCCACACGGAGGGCACAAAAGGAACGCCAGGGGACUUUGUGGCAAUUGCGAGCGAGCCCCGGGGCAGCUUCUGGCUGCUGCGGCUGAUCGAUGACGUCCGAGCAAAUCACGCAAAGGCGGCAGCGAAGAAAAUGCUAGAGAAGUCGCCCAUCGUACAGCACGCCGCAGAGUUUGCGGCGUUCUCCGACAUAGUGAGCUCAAGCACACCGCAUAUAUGGAAAGACAGCAGCGGAGGGAGAAGGGGCAGCAGCAGCAGCAGCAGCGCCCCGCAUAUAGAUAGCGGGCAUGUGGCUAAAGUUCGCGCAGGAAGAGGACCCGGCGUGCGUCUACGUGAAGCACCUUAAGACGAGCGCGCGACACGCCUGCGCCGCUUGCCACUACUAAAAUUAAGGGUGGGAUAAAGGUGCUUUUGUUACCGUUUGUUAUGGCUCUCCUAAGGGGGACGGCCAUAACAAACGGGAUAAACGAACACCAAAAACCUACCUCUAAUAAAAGAAAUUUUUACCGGCAAAAGCAGGGGGGCCUUGAUGGUGUCCACUAGCAAGGCGAAAGCAGCCCCCGGAGAUCGCCGCAACCGCACAAAAAGACCAACACCCAGCGGGGGCGGCGCAGCUAGGCGGCGGGGUAGGCGCGAGCAUCAACGAGAGCCCCGCGCAGCUGACACGUAGCGAGUACACACUCACACAGGAGGAGGCUGAGCGGGUUGCCGCGAUGAAAGUGACGCUGAAGGGAAGGAACUGCCGGAAAUCAGCCAUCCCCGACCCCCUCGCGCCUCUGUGUUUAUUCUUCUUUGUUUACUUGAGAGAUCCCCCUAUGCUCUUUUUUGGACUUCUAGCCUCACUCUUGAUAGUACUAUGAUGGGGCUGCGCAGGUAACUUACCCCUAGGUGUAAGAUUUCAUCACAUUUCAAGCACUCAAAAGCUUCAAAGUUUCUUUUUAGACACAAAGCGAAUCGGUUCGUUUCUUUAGCUUGGAUAUGCUCGUCAAUUUCGCACCAUUGCGCCAGGCUUUGGUUGCUGCCGCAGCAGCGGAGGACGACCCAGAGGCUGUCACAGAGCGGCGUGGAAAUAAAGCUUUAGUUCGAUUAUCUGUGAAGCAGCCGAAGCGCAGGCGUCGUUCAGUUUUUAAAGCGGAGAAAAGACGCGAUGUCGAGCCAAGGGAUGACGAUAGGGAGACAGCGAUGUUAGAUCGUCGCGGUGCUUCGGAGGAUCCAGUGCGGUUCUAUUUACAAGUCCGCGCUGAGUAUAGUGAUCGUGCGAAUCGUGUUAGAGUCGUGCAGUUUCCAGUUGCCUGCCAAGUCUGAUAGACGGUCUAAGAAUGUACGAAGGCUUUGUUUGUUUGCGCCUACGCAUGGAUACUAGUGAGUCGGGAAAAAUAAGGCACAGCGACUAGGGCGUGGCGAGGAACUUGAUUUUUGUUGGCGUGUUCGAUUUUGUUUGCUCUGUCUUGGAAUUCCAGAAUAUCAGACUAGGAACGAAACCAGCUGCAGAACGUUGUAUUAUACUUAAAGUAUGCUCUAGUAGUGUUUUGUAUGAUCUUAUCCGCGACGGUGAUUUUAAUCUCAAGUAGUUUUUUGUACUGCUGACGCUUUUCACUGUAAGAGUGAAGUUUCCAAUUUAGUUGUAUGUAGAAAAGUUUAGAAUUUUCCAGGAAUGCAUGGUUCUGAAAUGUCUUGCGACCAGAAUCAAGG
Messenger RNA from Amoebophrya sp. A25, 4521 nucleotides. The record is from the annotation of a GenBank genome assembly. NCBI's taxonomy places the organism in Eukaryota, Dinophyceae, Syndiniales, Amoebophryaceae.